This is a messenger RNA of Drosophila subpulchrella, 2368 nucleotides long. It is a transcript of the gene Mccc1, whose product is annotated as methylcrotonoyl-CoA carboxylase subunit alpha, mitochondrial. Bases 82 to 2178 code for a protein of 698 amino acids. The record is from RefSeq and is a predicted model, not a curated record. The transcript is spliced from 7 exons. Gene Ontology annotation, molecular function: ATP binding; methylcrotonoyl-CoA carboxylase activity; metal ion binding. Lineage: Eukaryota; Metazoa; Arthropoda; Insecta; Diptera; Drosophilidae. Gene Ontology annotation, cellular component: mitochondrion.
CUGUGAUAAGAGACGAUCGUUCGCGCGCUUGCUCUAAUAAACUAUAUUUUUUAUAGUUUUUAGCAUUUAAACACAGCUAGAAUGUAUGCGAGACUACUGCCCAACUUGGGCACCAGUGCCAGGUGCUUCGCCACAGCAGCCAAUCCAAAGGUGCGGCCCAUCAACAAGAUCCUGAUAUCGAAUCGUGGAGAGAUCGCCUGCCGGGUGAUCCGGACCGCAAGGAAGCUGGGAGUUCGGACGGUAGCGGUGUUCUCUGAUCCCGACGAGAAGAGCCUGCACACGCAGCUGGCGGACGAGGCUUACCGCGUCGGAGAGGCCGCGUCCUCGGCUUCAUAUCUCCGGGGAUCACACAUCCUUGACAUAGCAAAGCGAUCGGGUGCCCAGGCCAUUCACCCAGGCUACGGCUUCCUCUCCGAAUCCGUGGAAUUUGCCGAGCUUUGCCAGCGCGAGGGCGUCAUCUUCAUGGGUCCGCCCAGCUCCGCCAUCCGCGACAUGGGCAUCAAGAGCACCAGCAAGGCCAUAAUGGCCGCUGCCGGAGUGCCCAUCAUAAAUGGCUACCAUGGCGAGGAUCAGUCGGAUGAGUGCCUGCAGCGGGAGGCCCAGGUCAUUGGCUUUCCCCUGAUGAUCAAGGCCGUGCGUGGCGGCGGAGGCAAAGGCAUGAGGAUUGCCGAGAAGGAGGAGGACUUCCUUACCGCUCUUAACUCAGCGCGCAACGAGUCGCAGAAAUCUUUUGGCGACAGCUCUGUGCUGCUGGAGCGCUACGUCCGCUCGCCCCGCCACGUGGAGGUUCAGGUCUUUGCGGAUCAGUACGGCGAUGCUGUCUACUUGUGGGAGCGCGAUUGCUCCGUGCAGCGACGUCACCAGAAGAUCAUUGAGGAGGCUCCAGCUCCGGGUUUGUCCGAGGAACUGCGUCGUGAACUGGGCGAGGCCGCGGUGCGAGCUGCCAAGGCUGUGGGUUACGUUGGAGCUGGCACAGUGGAGUUCAUUCUAGACAAAGAGGACCUCUCCUUCCACUUCAUGGAGAUGAACACCCGCCUGCAGGUGGAGCAUCCGAUUUCGGAAAUGAUCACGGGCACCGACUUGGUUGAGUGGCAGAUUCGUAUUGCCGCCGGCGAGCCUUUGCCGCUGAAGCAGUCUGAGAUUACCCGUCGAGGCCACGCCUUCGAGGCCCGCAUCUAUGCUGAAAAUCCGCGCGGUGGCUUCUUGCCCGGAGCAGGACCUCUGCGAUAUUUGUCCACUCCUCAGCCAUCCGCCGAUGUGCGUGUGGAGACAGGUGUCCGCGAAGGAGAUGAGGUGUCUGUGCACUACGACCCCAUGAUUGCCAAGCUUGUCGUUUGGGGCGAAAACCGCACACAGGCGCUGAACUCCUUGGUUGCUCGUCUAGGAGAGUAUCAUAUCUCUGGUCUGGACACCAACAUCAACUUCCUUAUCGAUCUAGCCUCGCAUCCGGAGUUCCAGCUGGCCAACGUGCACACCGGCUUUAUCGAUGAACACUUUGAUACGCUCUUCCCGCCAAUUGUUAUUAGUCCGCAGCAAGUAAGCCAAGCUGCGUUGGCGCUGGUCUUUAACGAGUUGCAGGCAGCUUUUAGCAACGGCAACAAAGGGCAGGAUCCUUUUGCCGCCACGCCCAACGCUCGCCUUAACUACUCUUUAAUCCGCACCUAUAGCCUGAAAGCUAAUGAGAAAGUUUACUCUGUGGCUGUCAAGUUCGACGGCGAAGAUGUGCAAAUCCAGGUGGAUGGUGGCGACUGGCAGGCGAUCAAGGCCGAAAGAGUUGAUGAUGGCGGUCGUCUGAAGAUCCGCGCCAACAUCGAUAGCAACAUCACCACCUAUAACGCCAAUAUUGAUGGUCCCAGUGUCUGUUUGUUUUUGGAAAGUGGCAAGCUUGACUUUGAGCUGGUGCAGCCAAAGUUCUUGAGUGCUCAGUUCGAUCAAUCAGGACAAGGUGGCUCUCGCGUGGUGGCACCCAUGCCAGGUGUUUUGGAAAAGGUUCUGGUGAAACCAGGAGACCAGGUCAAAAAGGGUGACAGCUUGGCCGUGCUGAUUGCUAUGAAAAUGGAGCACAUCCUAAAAGCACCCAAGGAUGCCACUAUUAAGUCGAUCGGAGGAGCCGAGGGCGACAACGUGGCCAAGGGAGCGGCUGUGAUUACGUUCGUCGACGAGGAGGUGGCCAAGUAAAAGGAUUUAUUCCCGAACUGCGUACCAGGGAUUUUGUUGCAUUUAUUUACAAGUUAAUAUUCUAAAUAUUUUUAUGACCCCUUUUGCUUCCAGGGAUAACCAAGUGCAUUUAUUAUCAUAAGUAAUCCUGUCCAUAUAAUGGAGUUUUGUUGUAUUUUGUACACGGCAUUAAACGUCUUUAAACUGUUAA